Plodia interpunctella (Indianmeal moth) is the source of this 5262-nucleotide messenger RNA. RefSeq lists its product as uncharacterized. Gene Ontology annotation, cellular component: plasma membrane. Gene Ontology annotation, biological process: receptor guanylyl cyclase signaling pathway; protein phosphorylation; cGMP biosynthetic process. The record is from RefSeq and is a predicted model, not a curated record. Gene Ontology annotation, molecular function: protein kinase activity; adenylate cyclase activity; guanylate cyclase activity. The transcript has 22 exons. Bases 333 to 3701 code for a protein of 1122 amino acids. Lineage: Eukaryota; Metazoa; Arthropoda; Insecta; Lepidoptera; Pyralidae.
GCCGCGACGGGACGCACGUGCCCGGGAAUGCAGGGUUCGCGCCAUUUUUCACGCGUUUUGACUUUCGUAAGACAUUUUUCUGAAAUUGAUAUUGGAAAUUUAUUUUCGAUAGUAUGUAUAUUGAUGUGCAUUUCAAGCCUUGGUUUGGAAAUUUGUUUAAAAUAUUUGUGAACGUCCGUCAGAUUGAAUGACAAACAAAUAUAAAUCCACCAUAACAAAUUAACUGUUCGAAUGCAUUCUUAAUAUCUAAAUAUAAAAGUAUUUUGACAAUUUUUUGAGAAUUCAAUUUUUUUACUAAAACACAAAACACCAUUAAACUUUUAUCAGCCAAAAUGCUGAUGUUAAACGUAUUAUUCCUAUUCUCCAUACCUGUGUUAUCCUCUUCCGAGAUGUCCCCCAAAAAGGUGUAUAAAGUGGGGGUUCUGAUGGCGUCUCGUCUGGACUCCCCCUUUGACCUGGAGCGGUGUGGCCCAGCAGUGGACCUGGCGCUGGAUAAAGUCAACGAGAAGUUUCUUGCUCAUCAUGGAGUUGAGUUGCAGAAAGUGCAGGGCAGCUACCCAUCGUGCUCCGGAGCCGUAGCACCAGGCUUGGCAGCUGACAUGCACUUCAAGGAUGACGUCAUCGCCUUUGUGGGUCCGGCUUGCGCCUUCGCCCUGGAGCCCGUGGCGCGCCUGGCCGCCUACUGGAACACCCCCAUCAUCACCGGCAUGGGAGACCAGCCGCCGUCAGAAGGAGAGCUGGCCGCUCCAGCCAGCGUGGUCAGUCGGAUGCACAGGCUUAGGAACCUGAGGAAAGGAAUCAAGCCUCAAACUCUAUUCAACGAUAAAGGGAAGUACCCAACCCUGACUCGGAUGUCGUACUGUCAGUGUCGCCUGCCUCACGUCUUCACCAGCGUGUUCGAGAGGUUCGGCUGGACGCACGUGGCGCUGCUACUUGACAAGUCUGAUCUGUUUUCACUGACUGUUGGUAAAAGUUUAGAGUGGGGUCUUAGGAAAGAGGGUAUAUUGAAGGCUGUCCGGGAGCUGGACGGAAACGAGCGGGAGUCCUGCGAAGCCCUGUUAAAGGAUGUCAGUAUGUACGCGAGAGUGGUAAUCCUGAGUGUACGUGGGCCCCUAGUCAGGGAGUUCCUGCUGGCAGCCCAUGCCCUAGGCAUGACGAGAGGAGACUGGGCCUUCCUGGACGUCGAGAUAUUUCAGGGAGGCUACUGGGGUGAGACGGGCUGGGCGGCCGGGGACGAGCGGGACGCAGCCGCGCGGGCCGCCUACGAAGCCCUACUGCGGGUCUCCCUGAAGCUGCCCACUGGAGACCGCUUUGACGACUUCGCAGACGCCGUCCGCGCCAGGGCUAGACAGCAUUACAAUUAUACCUUCUCUGAUGGCGAAGAGGUAAACUUCUUCAUCGGUGCGUUCUACGAUGGCGUGUACCUCUUAGGCAUGGCUCUGAACGAGACGCUCUCCCGGGGCGAUGACAUCCGGGACGGCAGGAACAUCACCGCCAAAAUGUGGGGCAGAGACUUCCAUGGCAUAACAGGGCACGUCCGCAUCGACGCCGUGGGUGACAGGGACGCAGACUACGCCAUCUUGGACCUGGACCCUGUCACUGGGAAAUUUGAGGUGGUGGCGUUCUACCACGGCCUGAACAGCAGCUACAAGCCAGUGCCAGGCAAGGCCAUCCACUGGCCCGGGGGAAAGCGAGGCCCGCCCCCUGACACCCCGCGGUGCGGGUUCCUGGGCACAGACCCCAAGUGCCAAGGAGAGGCCCAGACCGUUAUAAUUUAUUGUUUUAUCGGUCUGGCGAUAUUCCUGACGUUCGCAGUAACGGCCGCCUGCGUCGCUUACAAGCAAGCGCGAAUCGACGCCGAGCUUAACAACAUGGCGUGGAGGGUCCGCCCCGAAGAAGUGCUAGUGGAGGUGGGGACUGGCCUCGGAGCCAGCCCAGCGCUGCACAACAUCAAUGAGGCUGUUAAGUUAUCCCUGGGCUGGAGCACCCGCGGCAGCACAGCGACAUCUGUCGGCAACAGUCCUUCCAUCACGCUGACAUCCUUCACCAUAGGGCUGUACAAGGGCAACCGAGUGGCUGUCAAGAAAAUUCACAGAAAGAAGCUGGACUUGAACAAGAAGCUGCUUUGGGAGAUUAAACAGGCCCGCAACGUAUCCCACGAGAACACUGUGAGAUUCAUCGGUGCAUGCGUGGACUGCCCUUUAGUAUUCAUCCUCACGGAGUACUGCCCUAAGGGUUCCCUGAAAGAUGUACUGGCCAACGACGAGCUUCAACUAGACUGGAACUUCAGGACAUCACUGGUCCAUGAUAUAGUGCAGGGCAUGUGCUAUCUCCAUGGCGGGCUGGGCGCGCACGGCAAGCUGCGCUCCUCCAACUGCCUCAUCGAUGGACGCUUCGUGCUCAAGAUCUCGGACUUCGGCCUCAACACGCUCUGCACGCCCACAGACUUGAUCAAAGAUGACACCUACUACUACAAGCUGUUGUGGACAGCACCUGAGUUGGUGGCAGCGAGCCUGUACCCUGGAGCCGCGGCCUCGCUGAAGGGUGACGUCUAUAGCUUCGGGAUUAUUCUCGAGGAGAUCGUCCUUAGGGCCGGGCCUUUCCAUCACUGCAACAAUACCAUGUCCAAUAAAGAAAUAGUUACACGCGUGUGCGCACGGGAAUCUCCCCCGUUCCGGCCGGUGGUCUGCACGAGUGAUGUGACGGCGGGGGGAGGGGGUGCGGGAGCAGCGGCAGAGCUGCUCGAGCUGGCGGCCAAGUGCUGGAACGAGAUACCAGAUGAUAGACCCAGCUUUGACACUAUUAAUGUUAUCUACAUCAAGGGCUACUGCGACAACCUGAUGGAUGACCUGCUGCGACGCAUGGAGCAGUACGCCAACAACCUCGAGUCGCUGGUAGAGGAGAAGACGGAACAGUUAUCGCUGGAGAAGAGGAGGUCGGAAGAACUACUCUACCAGGUUUUGCCAAGGCCGGUAGCUCAACAGCUGAUGGCUGGCGAGAUGGUGCAACCAGAAGGCUUCGAAUGCGUCACUGUGUACUUCAGUGACAUCGUGGGCUUCACGGAGUUGUGCGCCGCAUCCACCCCCAUACAGGUGGUCGAUCUGCUCAACGAUCUCUACAGCACCUUCGACAGGAUCAUCGGAUUUUACGACGUCUAUAAGGUAGAAACAAUAGGGGACGCCUACAUGGUAGUGUCGGGCUUGCCAGAGCGCAAUGGCGACCUGCAUGCGCGGGAAAUUUGUCUCAUGGCGUUGGCUGUGGUGGAGGCUGUGAGGAGCUUCGUGGUGCGACAUCGGCCUACACACAGACUUGAGGUGCGGGUAGGGGUCCACUCGGGUCCAGUGUGCGCAGGAGUCGUGGGAGUGAAGAUGCCGCACUAUUGCCUGUUCGGUGACACCGUCAACACAGCUAGUAGGAUGGAAUCUACCGGGCAACCACUCCGAAUUCACCUGAGUGAAAGCACACGAGUAUUACUCGAGCAAUGGGGCACGUUCGAGGUCGAGAGAAGAGGCGAGGUGGAACUGAAAGGCCGCGGCCGCAUGCUCACCCACUGGCUACUGCAAUGCUCCGAACCUGAAGCGAGGCUCGUCUCUCAAAGUCCCCAACCUCCCCCACAAUACCCUAUACUGUUCCCCACACUACCCCAACCAGUUUUGCAGGUACCGUAUUUAGUCGUGGAGCCACCGUCGCUGGCUACAUGAUCAAAGGAUGACGACGGUGAUGACGAAAGCUGAAGUUGCUUUGUGAUCUCGUAAAGGCCAAAAUUAUGAUUAAGAUGUUAAAAUCCAAAUAACCCUAUUAUUUGGUAAUUUUUAGUCGGAGUUGGAUAUUGGUGAACUAUCCUUGAUUUUGUUUAAGUAGUUAAAGUUCUAGCACUAUUUUCAGAAAUUAGCACUUUACAGACGUCAAAUUUACACUGUAAUAAAAAUAUUUCGUUUUUCUCAUAAAGCUGCAAACUACUAGCAUUUCGGAACGACCACUGCCGAGAAGAAAUGACCAAUGACUUUAUUUAUAUGAGAAUCGAACAGUUAAAAAGUUCAAACUCAACGAUCUAUAUCACCAUAAAAGUUAACCUAUAUUUACGUUUCACGUCGUCAACAUUGUAGACGGAGAUUAUGCGUAUUUUAUGGUCCGUUUUUAAUCUUAACGACCGGACAGGAUUUACAUUUAAUAAGACAGGGCUGCAUAAAGGGAUUUGUUUGCAAAUGACGUGCCGGCGCUGACACGUGAGCACGGACAAAGGAUUAUACGACUCAUAAGCAAUAGAGUUGUAAAAACAUCUGUGAAAAGCGAUUUCAGAGGCUGAUCACCCCUAAUUUAAAAGUGUGCAAAUUGUUCAGUACUAAGCAUACUGAAAUUAAUACAUAUAAUAAAUACUUGCGAAAUAUUGAAAAUAAGCAGCGAAAUUUGAAAAAAACAAUAACAUUUGUCCUGCUCAUUCUAAACUCACUUAUUAAGAAUAAAAGAAACGGGCUGAGAUAAAUAAAACCGUUUAAAAAUAGUUUCUCGUGGGAUGUUAUUAGGAUCCUUUCUAUAGGAAGCCCUUCGCAUAGACGAUCGCAAUAUGCGGGGCCUCACUAACCAUGACGAGGAGACGUGGCGCGGUGUCCUGAGCGUGAGGCGGGCGGUGGCAGCUUGCCAUCAGCCCUCGAUGAUCGUUCGCUCCCCUCGGGGAUGCGAUACUGUCGCUUUCUGAGUGGUUAUUUUUUAAUAAGUAUAUGAUGAUAUAUAAUAUACAACAUCCUAUUUCCAUGUAGAUUAUAUAAUCUUGGCUAGGUAAGUAUAUAGAUAUGAGUUUUUUUAUAAUAACCAAAAUGUAACUUAAUCUAUAACUAACUUGGAAAAGUGGAUGAAAAUUCUUGAAAUAUUGAAUUUUACUAAUCAAUCGGUCAAGACGUCAAUUUUUAUAAUAAUUCACAAUGUUUUAAAAACCUACCUAGGUUUUAAAAAUAGGUUGAUAGGUAUGUACCUAUUCAAUAUUAAUAUUGUGUACACCUACUCUUUAUGUUGUAGUUACAAAAUAAAUAUCAUGCUAUCUUUGAUAUUUUAUAUAGCUUUAAGUAGAGAAUUGAUGUUUAGAUUAUUGAAAAUUAUUAUAAUAGGUAUCUAGUACAUUGAAUGAAAAGUCUAUUGUUCCUACUUUUAUAUGUCCACGAAGAAAUGUUUCAAAAUCAGUGUCUAUUUUUAUACGAACAUUGCUUCCUAGAUGUGAGAUACUUGUAAGUAUCUUAUUUAUAGAUGUCAGUGUCAAUUGUUGAAUAA